AUCCUCCUGGCCUGGGAUAGAUCUGCAAGCAGAGCCCUGACGUCUAUUUAGCUGCUCUUUCUGCAGCACAAAGCUGAAAAGCAAAUAAAACCAACACCCCACUUGGUUAUUUCUUGCACAUCACACUCUCAGGCUGCACUGACCUCCUCAAGGCUUGAGCUGCUCCCUGGGAGAGGCUGAUGCUGCUCCUUCAAUUCCACCAAACACUGUACAUCCCUGGACUCAUCCCUCUGUAACUAUAUCUAUAGCUUAAAUGUGUUUAGAAUAAAACAAACAAAACCAAAAACUUUCUAAUUUCACCAAACAAUGCCCAAAUCAAAUUCACCUGAUGUUUUAUAUUCCACCAAUGAGGCAACACAAUUAGAUACUUAUAACUUUGCUACAGAAGUUUCACAGAAGCAUGCGGUGCAAGUAUUUUACCCUUCAGGCAUUACUAUGUAAUCUAUCUAUCAUCAUUAUCUAUCUAUCUAUCUAUCUAUCAUCUAUCUAUCUAUCUAUCUGCUAUAUAGAAAACUCUUCCUUUAUCAUCUAAAUAUCUACCUAUUCAAUAUCUGUAUAUCUAUAUCACAUGCAACCCCGCCUACGCUAUAGAAAACUUUUAUCAUCUUUUAUCAUCUAUGCAGCUGCCUAUUUAUCAUCUAUAUAUCUCUAACUAUAUAAACAGUACAUAGAAAAACAUACGAGCAACCCCUGUAUACACUAUAGAAAUAUACUUGCUUUCAUUUUAUACAGUUGAUGCCACUUAUAGUCAUCUAAAACCUCAAAACCUGAAGCUACACUAGCGCUGCUAACAAUUUUCUUUUUCCAACAGCAGAAUUUUUUCUCUCUCUCUGCGGGAAUUUUAGCCGAUAUUAGUCGGUGUUAUAGCACAGUGGGACGUGUUAUCGCCUACAAGAUACAUGGUAUAGCCUAGGGAAAAGAGAAAGGGUUAAAUAGCUGCACCAGAUAUUGUAUGAUGAGGAGAAACAGCAUUAAGUAUCAUAUCUAUCAUCAGUCACAAACCCAGCAGCCAAAAGCUUGUAGCUUCCCAUUAUCUCUCAAUGAUUUAAUUAGAGUUUCACACCUGACUGCCUUUGAGUAAAUGAGUGGUAAGAAGUCGUAUAAAAAAAAAAAAAAACAGGUAGCGAUGAUUGACAGGUGGGAGGACCAGUGAGAAGAGCUCAGGCCAGUUGCGGGAUGGUGCCAGGCUCUGUUAAAAGUCCUUGCUCAGUCCUGCCCCCAGUGAAUGGACUCCUGGACCUGAGACAAGUCGUGGGGAGUUUAAGAGAAGGGAAUGGAGUAAAGGCGCAGCCAGAGCACGGGGGAAGCGACAGGAGACAGACACAGCGCUGGAACUGAGCAACCGCCUGACCCUCAGUCUGCACUUCAGUCGCCAUCGGAGGAACAGAUACAGCUACUUCCAAACGCUUCUGUGUGUGCACCGCCAUCUGCACUGGGAAGGUGCCUCCAGCCAUGCAGCAUUAUGGAGUGAAUGGCUACUCCCUGCAUGCAAUGAAUUCACUAAGCGCCAUGUAUAACCUGCAUCAACAGGCGGCACAGCAGGCACAGCAUGCGCCAGACUACAGGCCUUCUGUACACGCACUUACUCUGGCAGAGAGACUGGCUGGCUGUACAUUUCAAGACAUCAUUUUGGAAGCCCGUUAUGGAUCCCAGCACCGAAAACAGAGACGCAGUCGCACUGCAUUCACAGCACAGCAACUAGAAGCUUUGGAGAAGACCUUCCAGAAAACUCACUAUCCUGAUGUGGUGAUGAGGGAAAGGCUAGCCAUGUGCACUAACCUUCCUGAAGCCAGAGUGCAGGUCUGGUUUAAGAACAGAAGAGCCAAGUUCCGCAAGAAGCAAAGAAGUCUUCAGAAAGAGCAGCUGCAGAAACAGAAGGACUCGGAGGUGAGCAACAGUGAGGGGAAGACUGACUCCACCCCUGCAGAUUCUGCAACUUCUAACAAUGACUCCAAGAAGGCCCAUAGCUCCGUAAAUGACUCCAGCGUGGAGCUGAACCUCACGCUAUCAGAACAGUCUGCUAGCGAAUCUGCUGCUGAAGACCAGACUGACAAAGAAGAAGAGCCAAAAACCCCAAAAGAGGAACCCAAAACUGAAAAAAAUCCCAUUGCAGACACCAAGACUCUGAACUCCAAAAAAGCAAGUCCCAAAACAGAGUCUCCAGUCAGCAGCACAAUGACACCCUCCUCCAGCAGUUGCCUCACUCCAACCCAUUCCUACUCGUCUUCACCCCUGAGCCUCUUCCGUCUGCAAGAACAGUUUCGUCAGCAUAUGGCAGCUACCAACAACUUAGUCCAUUACUCUUCUUUUGAUAUGGCAAAUCCGCCAGCAGUACCUUAUCUGGGCAUGAAUGUCAGCAUGGCUCCCCUGAGCUCUUUGCAUUGCCAGUCGUAUUACCAGUCCUUGUCCCAUGCACAGCAGGUCUGGUCUUCCCCCAUUCUGCAGUCUUCAGGGGGCCUUCCAAACUUAAACAGCAAAACUACAAGUAUAGAGAACUUGAGGCUCAGAGCAAAGCAACAUGCUGCAUCCUUGGGACUUGAUACCUUACCUAACUGACUGAAUCACUGAUUAUAAAAACUGUGUAGAUACCAAUCAUUUCUUAGGGAUGCUAAAACCAGAAAGAAGCUUUGUAAGCACUGCCCCACUAUGCCAAAUCCCAGGCACAGUUCUAUACAGACCCUUCUUAAAUGUAUGCCGCACAUGAUACAUCAGCCUCAGACAUGGACUAUUCCUGUACAUUCUGCGUUGAAAUCAAGUGACUUAAUCAAACAAGAAUCUUGCACAAUUCCUUCCUUUGGUGAUAUCCUAGUAAUGAAGACAAUUACAUAAAAAACCUUCUAUUCUGUUGGACAUAGAUCAUUAUGAACUGACAUGUGAACUAUAAAGAUUGCAGUUUAAGUAAUACAAUCCUGCAAAAAGAAGGUCCAAUAAAAUGUAUAAGGUGCAUAUAUCAAGUAAUCUAACAUUUAUAGCUGCAUUCAGUCUUCCUUGGGAAAAAUAAAUGCUUUAGCUUUAGGAAAGAAAACAUUGUUAGUAAGCCUUCUCUUUUGGGCAAUAGGGGCACCAUGCAACUGGUCAUAAAGUAGGCCAUGUCUCUGAUAUCUGUGAUUUAUUAUUUGUGGGUGUACUCAUAAAAUAUAAAAUAUAUAUAUAUAUAUAUAAACUAUUAUAUAUACUUGCAGGAUUUGCAGAAUUUGCAACAAUAAGGAAUAAAAUUAACAGAGGAAAACUGCUUUAUAUAUAUAUAUAUAU
Messenger RNA from Xenopus laevis (African clawed frog), 3252 nucleotides. RefSeq names its product diencephalon/mesencephalon homeobox 1 L homeolog (gene dmbx1.L). Gene Ontology annotation, cellular component: nucleus. Gene Ontology annotation, biological process: regulation of DNA-templated transcription; regulation of transcription by RNA polymerase II. Gene Ontology annotation, molecular function: DNA binding; DNA-binding transcription factor activity, RNA polymerase II-specific; RNA polymerase II transcription regulatory region sequence-specific DNA binding. The transcript has 5 exons. The coding region runs from base 1453 to 2556 and encodes 367 amino acids. The record is from RefSeq and is a predicted model, not a curated record. NCBI's taxonomy places the organism in Eukaryota, Metazoa, Chordata, Amphibia, Anura, Pipidae.